Molecule: messenger RNA, 1446 nt
Organism: Ilex paraguariensis (yerba mate)
Lineage: Eukaryota; Viridiplantae; Streptophyta; Magnoliopsida; Aquifoliales; Aquifoliaceae
Source: the annotation of a GenBank genome assembly
AUGUUCAAGCUUGGAUUCUUUAGUCCUGUGAAUUCUACAAAUCGUUAUGUUGGUAUUUUGUACAACAUCCCUAUGAUGACUGUGGUAUGGGUUGCUAAUAGAGAGAAGCCCCUGAAUGAUUCUUCUGGGAUUGUGAUGAUAUCUGAGGAUGGUAAUCUCUUGAUCUUGAACGGACAGAAAGAGAUCAUUUGGUCAUCAAAUGUCUCAACUCCUUUGGCAAAUUCAAGUGCUCAGCUUUUGGAUACUGGGAACCUUGUCCUGCGAGACAACUCCAGUGGAAGGAUCUUAUGGGAGAGUUUUCAACUUCCUUCCGACUCAUUCUUACAGAAGAUGAGGCUUAGUACUGAUGUAAAUACAGAUGAGAGGAUUCUGUUAACAUCAUGGAAAAGUCCUUCAAACCCAUCGAUUGGACACUUCUCUCUUGGACUUGAUCCACUAAACAUCCCACAGAUUUAUGUAUGGAAUGGUAGUCAUCCAUACAUGCGUAGUGGUCCUUGGGAUGGUCAGGUUUUUAUUGGAAUGCAAAAAAUGCCUUCUGAAUAUCUCAAUGGAUUUAAUCUUGUAGACAACAAAGAAGGAACUUUUUAUGUAACUUUUACCUAUGCAAAUGAGUCCAUUCCAAAAUACAUCAGCUUGAAUUCUGACGGAUCUGUAUUGCAGAAGACUUGGUCUGAUGGGAAGGAAGAUUGGGAAGUGAUGUUUGUGGCGCCAGGAAAUGAGUGCAGUAUUUAUGGCAAGUGUGGGCCAUUUGGAAGCUGUUAUUCACAGGAUUCACCAUUUUGUACCUGUUUAAGAGGAUUUGAGCCAAAGUAUAAAGAGGAAUGGAGUAGAGGAAAUUGGACUAGUGGAUGCAAGAGAAAGACACCGUUGCAAUGUGCGAGAAAUGAUACUGUCAAGGAAGGAGGCAAAGAAGAUGGUUUUUUGAAGCUCGAGAAAAUCAAAGUGCCAGACUUUGUGGAGUGGUCACCUGCUCCAGAAGACAAUUGUGGAAGCUUGUGCUUGAAUAAUUGUUCGUGUCUAGCAUAUUCAUAUCACACUGGCAUUGGGUGUAUGCAAUGGAGUGGAAUUCUAAUCGACAUAGAGAAAUUCCCCAAUGGUUCUGGGGCAGAUCUUUACAUUCGAGUUGCAUAUUCGGAGCUUGAUGAAGAGAAAAACAUGAACGUAGUUAUCGCAAUUACAACAAUCAUAGGGUCAGUAACCCUUGCCAUCUGCACAUACUUUUCUUGGAGGUGGAUAGCCAAGCGAAGAGGAAGGAAGCAAAAACGAGAGCAGGACCAAAUUAAAGUUGAAGAGCUGCCAUUAUAUAGUUUUCAGAGUAUGGCACAUGCAACAAACAACUUCCAUUCUGCCAAUAAACUCGGGCAGGGUGGUUUUGGUCCAGUCCACAAGGUAAUGAUUGUUCAUCCAGAGCAUUAUGCCAUAGUGAAGCAUAUGAAAUUGAUAUGA